This is a messenger RNA of Bradysia coprophila, 1728 nucleotides long. RefSeq lists its product as uncharacterized. Lineage: Eukaryota; Metazoa; Arthropoda; Insecta; Diptera; Sciaridae. Gene Ontology annotation, cellular component: nucleus. Gene Ontology annotation, molecular function: RNA polymerase II cis-regulatory region sequence-specific DNA binding; DNA-binding transcription activator activity, RNA polymerase II-specific. The record is from RefSeq and is a predicted model, not a curated record. Gene Ontology annotation, biological process: regulation of transcription by RNA polymerase II.
UUUGUCAACACUUUUGACAUUGGAACUGUUUUCUUCUAAAUGUUUACCAUCAGAACUCUGCAUUCAGAAGAGUAUUAGCAAAAAUUGUUUUAAUCAGUCACAGCGGCUCGUUGCAAGUAAAUAUUUCACUAUGAAGACGUGAAGACGAUGAAUACGUAAUGGACCAAACAUCAAACGCUACAUGACACCUACAAAACACAGUCGGACAAAACUGCUUUCCUUUGAAGGUCAAACGGGUUCCAUCGAACAAGUAUGGUUCAAUAGUGAACCUGCGGACGACGAACCAAAUGGGUAUUUCUACACAAAAACUGAAGAUGGAGUUGACAUCGUCGAUGGAAAGCCACCACCAGAAAUAUCAUUUUCCGACGAAGAAUCGUCGAAUGUCCUCAUCAAGUCCGAAAUUACAUUUGAUGCUUUUGAAUGCAUGCCAGCGUCGGACGUGCUUGAAAUCACGGAUGAUGCAGAGCCAGAGUUCAUUGACACACUCGGUGCAAAGGAGACCGCUGCCAUAUUGGACACCAAGAGAUCAGAGCAAGCGGACACCGGCAAGAGUUGGUUCAGUUGCGACGAAUGCGGAAAAGAAUUCAACAUGAAAGGUAGUCUCAACAGACACAAAAUGGUCCAUCUGGGACUGAAACCGUUUGAGUGCGACUAUUGCGGCAUGAGAUUCGCCCAAAAGUGUCACAUGAAACAACACCAGCUGACACAUCAAGGUGAUAACAUGAUGCCGUGCGAUAAAUGUGGAGUCAGUUUUGCGUCGAAGCGUGUUCUUCAGAAACAUCAACGGACACACAUGAAAACAGCGAAUUCGAAUACAUUCGCUUGCGAGAAAUGCGGAAAAGAAUUCAACCGAACAUAUAAUCUCAUCAGACACGAACGAUCCCAUUCAGGUGAGAAACCGUUUGAGUGCGACGAAUGUGGUCUCAGAUUCGCCCAGAAGUGUCACAUGGAGCAGCACCGACUGACACACAAAGGCGAUAAAGUGGUCCAGUGCAAUGAGUGUGGGGUCAAUUUUAUGUCGAUUCGCAGUUUGAGGAAACAUCAGUGGACACACAUAGAUGGAGGAUCCGUUGCCGAAAAUCAAUCGAAUGUCGAUACGGGUGGCCAAGUUGAUCAGCACGGCGCCGAUGAGAAGAAAACCUCCUGUAACCUGUGUGGAAGAAGCUUCAGCCGAAGACAUUAUCUGUAUGUGCACAAACGACGUGACCAUUCCGGCAAUUUGCCCUUCAGUUGUGACAUUUGUGAAAGGAAAUUCGUCGACGAGAAAACACUUACGCGACACGUGCUUUGCCAUUCAAGUGAUAAAUCUUUCGGUUGCGACAAAUGUGGUAUGAAGUUUAGACUGGAGACCUACCUAAAGAGACACAUUAGAACGCACUCGGACCAAACAAGUUUUAGUGGUGACCUGCACCCAUGACUAAAGUCGGGUUACAAAACUCGGGAUAAAAGUUGAAAAGUCUUGCUUCGCCUCGGAUCAACAAACGGAAACUCUAAUUUUCAUGUUUUUAUCCCUUAUCAUGUAAAUAACUAUUUAAAAAAGGAAAAUUCUUUGAAGAAGAAGAACCUUUGAAAGUUGAAGAAAGUCCUUAAAUUGGACAUAGUAAAUUCCAAGGUAAAUCUAUUGUGAAUUUACAGAGAACAGAAAAAAUCAUUCCGAAUUUUAACUCCAAAAAAGCCACCAGUUUAUUAUGUCCAACACUUUAUUACACCUGAAAUAAAUGACUUCUG